Messenger RNA from Helicoverpa zea (corn earworm), 2290 nucleotides. RefSeq lists its product as uncharacterized. The record is from RefSeq and is a predicted model, not a curated record. The transcript has 17 exons. NCBI's taxonomy places the organism in Eukaryota, Metazoa, Arthropoda, Insecta, Lepidoptera, Noctuidae. The coding region runs from base 80 to 2290 and encodes 736 amino acids.
GUUUUGGUGAAUCAUUUUAUUGAAACAAACAAAAUAUAUAUAUGCGUGUUUUUGGAAAAUUUGAUCAAGUUUUCCCGCCAUGGAUAACUGGGCCUCCGUGGUGUCAUCACAUCCUGAGGUUCCAGAGCCCAAACAUUACGCAAAAGCCAUACAUUCAGCAGAAAUAAUAAUAUCUCAAGAUUUAGCGCCUUUUGAAAUAGAAUGGCUAGCCCAAACUCUGCUAUUCAAACCAAUUAAUCUAUUUGAGACAAUAUCAACAAAACGCACCAAUGCAGAAUGGCAGAAAACGGUAGCCGACUCCUUCAAGCUUCUGUCCAAACUUGUGGAUAAAUACUGGGAUGUAGUGGAGACAUAUUACAAUGAUAUUAUUGCACUAUGCACAUUAUCGCUGGACGCUGGGACGCGCAAGGAAGCUCUCUGCUGCCUAGUGGGCAUUGUGAAGCGUCCAGCAGUGGACGUGACGGAAGAGUUCGUUGCUAAACACGUCAAUGCCUUAGAAGAAGCCACGUCUUGCAAAGCACCUUUGGCACAACUUGUUGGUACAAUAUGCCGCUACCAUCCUGAAAAAGUACAGGAACACCACACAAGAAUAUGGCGGAUAUAUCUUAAGAUGUUACAGCCUAAUAACAAAACUGAUUCAAUAAUAAACGCCGUAUUACAAGGAAUAAAUGGUUUGUUCGAACAUUUUGGCGAAGACAUCGAAGUUUCCCAGCUGAAUAGUUUUUAUGACACUAUGACUAGAGAAUGUAUUAAGAUUUCUAAAUGUUUCGAAGUGCUCCUCUCGAUCUUCAAGCAUCACGCCCGCCUGUUCAGAGAGAAGUUGAGCAAAGACGCGGCACUGCGAAUGUAUAUGUGGCAGUUUGAUAACAAAAGCAGCUUGGAAGCCUUGUGUAGUGUUUACAAAGUCGUGUUAGAGGCUUCUGAGAAUCCUGAGUCCAUACUGGUGUCGGAAGUGGUCCCGCACACGGAGUCCCGCUCGGUUGUAAUAAAGCUCGCCGCGCUGAACAUAGUCAUACUGAGCGGGACUCGGUUAACUAGCGAAGUGACGCAGUGUACUGUUGAACUAGAGUUACUGUUGAGGAACAAGAAAUUGUCUUAUGAAGAAGCUAAUACUAUAUCAUGGAGCAUAAAUGCCAACGUGUCCGAUAGUGAGACUAUGUUGUUAACUGCUAUAAUGUACUCCGAUAAUCUACCCUUGUCUAUGAAGGACGAUAUUAUUGUUAACGGCAUUUUGAAGGCUUCAGAAGAUGUGAGGAAAGCAGCAGUAAUAGCGGUGGUUGUGCUGAGCCUGCAAGCCGGCUCAGACAAGCACAUGUGCACAUGGCGAGCUCUGCUGCACAACACCGCCGGCGCUGUGCAGCUCUUUGCACAAGCUGUGCAGCAUACGUUAGAAGUAGUUGUCAAUGUUGCUGGGGAUCCUGAAGCGACAUACGAAGAUAUAAAGCCGAGUCUACACCUCCUAUCAGUGCUCCUAAGCUUGCAAAACAUAGAACAUUACUUAGAAGACUGGUGCAUAGCUUUCAGGCCGACUGUGGUACAUUUGUCUAAACUAUACAAUGUACCGCCGGUGGAAAUGUUGACUGAAACAGAUGAUAAUCAGAUAAUGUAUGUGGAAAAAUUUGAAGAUGACACAGUACUUAAGCACUUGUUAUCUACUUUGACUACGAAGACAGAACAUAGACAGAAUCAUACAUUGACUGCGCUGUAUACAAUAAUAUCAAAACAGGACACAGAUUACAGAGUUCUGUCUAAAGUGCUGUCUAAAAUAGAAGCUUCAAUUGAAAACAACGCUGAAAAUAUUGAUAAACGACAACUAUCUAUGAUAAUAAAUCAACUAAAAAUGUUAAAAUUCAAAGCUGUAACGGAUACCAAAGACGCUAGAAUAUUCCAGAAAGAUGUCACCAUGUUUUUAGGUAAAUAUGGACGAUUGACCGGUGAAGAGAACUUCACGGAACAUGUUUACGGAUUGAAUUUAAAAAAUAAACUCACUUUGAAUAUUCCUAAUAUUGUUGAGGGGACUACUUUUAAGAUAGAUCUCCAGCGAAUAUUUCAGUUAUGCUUACUGAGAGGAGAUACUGAAGCUCUAUACUGUCUACUAGUCAUUUUAACAGCAAGCUUAUGUGAGGGGACGGACGCUAGCACACAAGCGGCCUGCAUCCGCGUCGUACACGUGACGCGACACACACACACAGACAUAGACGUGUGUGUGGCGCUAGCUAUGUGCCACACUGCUGAAAGCGUUCAGGAUUAUCUUAUAUCCUUCCCCUGGGUAUUAGCUACCUUCUCAUAA